Anopheles coluzzii is the source of this 4524-nucleotide messenger RNA. Its product is annotated as tyrosine-protein kinase transmembrane receptor Ror2-like. Gene Ontology annotation, biological process: multicellular organism development; positive regulation of kinase activity; protein phosphorylation. Gene Ontology annotation, cellular component: signaling receptor complex. The transcript is spliced from 4 exons. Gene Ontology annotation, molecular function: ATP binding; protein binding; transmembrane receptor protein tyrosine kinase activity. The record is from RefSeq and is a predicted model, not a curated record. The coding region runs from base 419 to 2518 and encodes 699 amino acids. Lineage: Eukaryota; Metazoa; Arthropoda; Insecta; Diptera; Culicidae.
AGGGAAUCCGUCAAAAAAUCAGAAAAGUUGCGAACAAGAGCACAACAAAACAGAGUCGCAAAGAAUCGUGAAUGAAAAUAUCCAGAAAAAGGCAGUGGUAGUCGAAAACAUGGAGCAGCUACAAAGGCACUAAACCCUUAGGCAACCGGAGCACCGUCGCUGCAAGUGGCAUCGGUAAACAGAGGCCCUUUUCUACCAACCCCACGAACAACGGGGUCAAGUGGGGUGGUGCUGCUGCUGCUGCUGCUGCAGAGAGUGUUUUGCAGUAAACGUUCAGCGUUCCAGCGUGAAGCUAAUUAGAACCACAGUGUUGCCCUUGUGCGUUUGUGUGUAGUGUAAUAAUUAGUGCCAGAUUUUGGAUUAAGGCAAGCCGGGUCGCUGCGGUUCCCCAUUCACGUCUGUGCGAGCGAAAUUGAAAAUGAGCGACGGGGAUGUCUGCACAGCCGCCGGUCGUCCUCCUCACAGGCGAACACAAUGGGUGGCUUUGUUGUCGAGCGUCGCGUACGUCGCGGUCGGAACGGUGCUGCUAGCGUCCCUUACCGCACCCAGCCCGGUCGCGGCCGUUUCAACAUCGGCGGCCGCACUACGGCACGGCGGUGGAACGAAAGACACCUUCGGAUGGGACGAUGCCGGGGACGAGGAGGAAGGCUACUGUGCGCCGUACAAUGGGAAGGUGUGCAAACGGUUCAUCAACAGCCGGCAGGUGUGGUACAGCCGGGAGGAUGGGACGGGCGGUUGGGAGAAUGAGAAAAUCACCACCGCCCUGUUUGAGGAUCUGAUCAACGAUCUGCCACCGUCGUGCCGUCCGGCAGCAGAGAAAUUGCUCUGUGCGUAUGCGUUUCCGCAGUGCGUCAUCAAGGAUGGGGCCACGAUACGGUUGCCGCUGUGCUACGAAGACUGUGUGGCGACGUACCUGCAGUUUUGCUACAACGAUUGGGCGCUGAUAGAGGAGAAGAAAGAACGUGGCGAUGUGAUCAAGUCGCGGGGACACUUUCGGCUGCCCAACUGCGAGGAAUUGCCGCGGUACAACAAAACGGCCAAACCGCCCGUAUGCUCGCAUGUUGGGCUGACCGAACUGGUGUCGGAGGAAGUUACUUAUGAUUGUCGCAUGGGAAAUGGAAGGUUUUAUCUUGGCACGGUAAAUGUAACGAGCACAGGCAUACCGUGCCAGAAGUGGGACUCGCAGGAGCCUCACUCACAUCACAAACCGCCGCUGGUGUUUGCGGAGCUACAGGAUGCGGAAAACUAUUGCCGAAAUGCGGGCGGGGAAGAACCGACACCGUGGUGCUACACAAUGGACAAAACCGUUCGAUGGCAGGCCUGUGAUAUUCCACUCUGUCCCAACUCGACCGAUGCUAGCGACAUUCGCGGUAAGAUCGACAUGACCAUGGAAUCGGUCUUUACCCCGUCGAUGAUCUUCCUCCUCUCCGGCAUCGGAUUCGUGGCGAUCGUACUGCUCCACCUGAUGGUGCUGCUUUGCUACCGUGUGUCGCGGCACCGGCGCAAUCGCCGACAGUCGGGCGCUGCCGGAUACAACCCAACCGCCACCGCACAGGACGGCCAGGGUAUCGACAUCAACAAGCUGCCCUCGAACGUCAACUACCACCGGACCGGUGCGCAGCUGAAUCCGAAGCUGGAAAAGCUGGAAUUCCCUCGCAACAACAUCAUCUACAUCAAGGACCUCGGGCAGGGUGCGUUCGGGCGGGUGUUUCAAGCGAAAGCGCCCGGUCUGGUGGCGGGCGAAGAUUUUACGCUCGUCGCAGUGAAGAUGCUAAAGGACGAGGCGAGCCAAGACCUGCAGGUGGAUUUCGAGCGGGAAGCCUGCCUGCUGGCCGAAUUUGACCAUCCCAACAUCGUGAAGCUGCUCGGCGUCUGCGCCAUCGGCCGUCCGAUGUGUUUGCUGUUCGAGUUUAUGGCGCGCGGCGAUCUGAACGAGUUCCUGCGCCAGUGCUCCCCGUUCGCGCAGCAAAACCGGGCGGACAGCAUCAGCACCGAGCUGUCGCACGGCGAUCUGCUCAACAUUGCGCACCAGAUUGCGUCCGGCAUGGUGUACUUGUCCGAGCGCAAGUUUGUGCACCGCGAUCUGGCCACCCGCAACUGUCUGAUCGAUGACCAUAUGGUGGUGAAGAUCGCCGACUUCGGGCUGUCGCACAAGAUCUACCUGCAGGAUUACUACAAGGGCGACGAGAACGAUGCCAUCCCGAUACGCUGGAUGCCGCUGGAAAGCAUCCUCUACAACAAGUACACGAUCGAGUCGGACGUGUGGGCGUACGGUGUUUGCCUGUGGGAGAUAUUCUCGUUCGCGAUGCAACCGUACUACGGCAUGACGCACGAGGAGGUGGUGAAGUUCGUGAAGGAGGGCAACAUGCUCGGCUGCCCGGAGAACACGCCGCUGACCGUGUACGAUCUGAUGCGCAAGUGCUGGAGCCGCAAGCCGAACGAUCGGCCCAGCUUUCACGUGAUCUACCAGAAGCUGCAGCAGAUACGGGCCGAUUUCGACGGGAAGAUGCUGAUGUAGCCAGCUGGCUGAGCGGGAGAUUUGGGGGUAAGUGACGAUGGAGCACUGCCGUAGGGAAGGCAAACUACAGAUAAGGAUAUAAUUCAAUUUCAUUCUGCAAUGUAGGAGGGGUUUUUUCUGUAAACUUUGAUACCGGAAGUAGUGCCAGUUUUGCUCUAAACCUACUAAAAAGUCAUUAUUUCUGCUGGACAGAGAGCGCGCGGUGGUAUCAGUCGGAAUUAGUCUUUCUUGUAACCAUUGAUUCUCAGCAUCACAUCAUUUAGCUUAUAUUUUUAGAGUUCGUUCAUCCUUUUUUCAAUUAUUUAUUACCCAUAACAAGCAUCAAACAUCCAUUUUGUUCGCAUAAUUCUCAAGACUGGACGCCACAAACGGCUCUUUUGCAAAUACUUUUUUUUACUCACACAGGAACAGACUGCCAAUGAAAAUCUCAGUAUUUUAGUUAAUAUUUAUUGCAAAUCCUUCUUGCACAACACUGCCUUUUAUGUUCACCAUUACCAUUUGCUGGCGAAAGCAAUGCAGAAACUCUGGUGCCGCAGUGGUGCCGUCUCAUUAUCAUUUCAGUACUCAUUGUUUUGUUUAUCAUAGCUUAUUUUUAUCUAUGCCGUACGUAUUUAUUACAUGCUAAAAAAGUAAUAUUCACUAAUAUCGGCAUUACGGGAACGACCAUAUCGAACGGAGAAUUUUGUUAGUUAAACCAAUGUAAGGGUUAAAAGUAUAAUUUUGUCGCUUCUCAAUGUUUGCACAAACAAACCUCGACUCAAAUUUAAUUCCUCAUAAAGUAAGACAAAAUACAAGAAACAAAACUAUCUAAAAACGAUUAAAGAGCAUUGGUGAGAUCAUUUUUAUUGUAAAAAAGUAAUAACACACACACCCACACACUCGAUAUUGGCAGAUGCGAUCAAAGUAAGCUGUUUGGAUCAAAUUGAGCGCAUUUGUGCAUGCUUCGAUUUGACGCCAUUUUCCAGUUCGGGCGUGUAACGGUAAUGUGUAAUGGUGGCCCCCCUUAUAGCAAGUAAGUGGUACAAUAAUAAUGUGUAGCAGUUUUGUGAAAUAGGCUGACAAAGCUAAGAUUUGUAUAAGGAUUUCAUUCCGAGCGUGUUUUGAAAGUAAUGUAUAAAAUGUGAACACAGAUAGAGAGAGAGGAUAAAGCAGCAUAAAUGUUCACUUUUCACAUACACAGACACACACACACACUCAUAGUAUCAGUCCAAGGCAGACUACCGGAAUUGGACAAAAUUGACCAGUUUUUUAGCCGCUUGUUUAAAAUUUAAAGAUGUAGCGUGUUUACGACUGCCGGGGUGGCCGGUGCCAGAAUCGAGUACCAGAUGUGUUAGCUCGUAAGUACCUCCGCCAAGCACCAGCCAGCCAGCGUGUUUGGUAGAUUAACCGAAUGAACGAUUGAUUAGAUUUACUAGAAAGAAGAGGGCAAGAGAGAAAAGAGAGGGAGAGAGAGAGAGAGAGAGAGAGAGAGAGAGAGAGAGAGAGAGAGAGAGAGAGAGAGAGAGAGAGAGAGAGAGAGAGAGAGAGAGAGAGUUUGCUACUAGUUUAGAGACCGGGCUGCUAAUAAAACCCAAAGACCAUUUUAAUUGAUGACUGCAAGGUGUUUAUAGCAUUAACACAAAAAAACAAAAGAGAAGUAACUAUAUGUAAUAAGCAAAAAAGAAAGAGAAAGACAGAGAGAGAGAUAGAGAGAGAGAGAGAGAGAGAGAGAAUGAUAUAACUCGUAAAGAUGCGAAUUGAGUAUGUUAUAAAAAGGCAUACAACAUACAGCACCGAUACAAGCAAAGGCCGUCACUGGGUUCGUGACGUACGAAGCAUAACUUCAAAGUGAAAGACAUGAUGAGAGAGAUGAAAAAAAAGAAACAACCAGAAGAAAGAGAAGCAGAACAAAAUCCAAAACUGUGUGAACAAGAUAAAAAAGCGAACCGAAACAAACCAAACUCAAAACAAACAAACAGCAUACAAACCAAGUGGAAAAUAAAUAUAUAAAUGUGUUUUGUCUCAUU